Molecule: messenger RNA, 598 nt
Organism: Lytechinus variegatus (green sea urchin)
Lineage: Eukaryota; Metazoa; Echinodermata; Echinoidea; Temnopleuroida; Toxopneustidae
Gene: rpl37a
Product: 60S ribosomal protein L37a-like
Exons: 4
Coding region: 6-320 (104 amino acids)
Biological process (GO): translation
Cellular component (GO): ribosome
Molecular function (GO): structural constituent of ribosome
Source: RefSeq, a predicted model, not a curated record
UGUACAUGGUCUCUUCUGCUGGACUCAGUAAUUUGUUAAAAAUGGCCAAGCGUACAAGGAAAGUUGGUAUCACUGGAAAGUAUGGGACCCGUUAUGGUGCUUCCCUGCGUAAGAUGGUGAAGAAGAUCGAGAUCUCCCAGCACAGCAAAUGCACCUGUGUCUUCUGUGGAAAGGAUACAAUGAAGAGGAAGGUUGUUGGUAUCUGGCAUUGCAAGAUCUGCAGAAAGACUGUAGCUGGAGGUGCUUGGGUAUACAGUACCACAGCCGCUGCCACGGUCAGGAGUGUCGUCCGCCGUCUCCGUGAAAUGCAGGACAUUUAGAUUGGAUCAUCUUUCAACCACAAACUCUUACACGUGUAUAGCCACUCUGGAAACACUACAUCUGAUUCCCAAUAUCCUGCAGGAAAGACAGAUUCCUCAAGCGUUUCAUGAUCUGAGAGCUCUCCUUUAUUGCCUCUACAUCUGGAUUCCAUCUCAGCAUACUGUUCUGUGGACAUGGAGCAAAGGGGACUGGUGUUAUCCAUCACUUGAUCUUGAUAAACCCGUCUGUGCAAAAUUUCAAAGACUUUUUGGCACACCAUUUUAACAUGUGAGCCUAC